UAAUAGAAGAUUAACACUGGUUAAUAUAUCGCGUAUUGUUAUUCAGUUGUUUGUAUCUUAUAAACAAAACUCCUACUCCAACACCAAAUUCCAUUAACUCUUGUGAGUAAUAUAAACAAGCUCACGGAGAAUAAGUGGCAGUGCACGCGUGCUUGUGUAUGUGUUCGUGUGUGUGUGCGUGCGUGCCUGUGCAUGUGCGCACACACGCUGUGUUUAGACUAAAAAAAGCAGAAAUGGCCCCUUAAAAUCCCCGGGUUUGCAAACGCACCGUUGGAGCCGUUCAGCACAACUCUACAGAUUGUGCCAAUCCGCUAGCGAGGAACUUGGCAGCGCGCUGGCUCCGUGCGGGGAGUCCACCAGGGUAAGACUUCGGUUGCUACGUUUCAAAUCACCGGGCUGCGGGAUGCCAUACAGGCCGGGAGCCCGCAAAGGUUCAAAGGCCAGGCCUGUGCAGGUCUACACUGGGCGAGCGCUGCAAACGUACUCGGUGUGCGCGGACGCGGCAGUAGGCAGGGGAACAUGGCGCGCUGGGGAGGGCUGCCCGCCGGUUAGCCGCCAGUGGGAGCGCGGGGCCUCAGUUUCCCCGUCCGCAGAGUGCUCGCCCCGCCCCUGGGGGCGGCCUCCGAAACUAGUUUGGUGUGCAGGGACCCGGCCCCCAGCCCUGCCUUUCGUGGCUUCCGCCGGCCGGGAGGUGUCAUCCUCUGCGCCUCACCGGAAGCUCCCGGACUGGCCGCAGGGAGGCGUCGGCACUGAGUAGAGGAGCUGUGGCCAUGAGCUGAGCAAAAUGCUGAAGCCUUCCAAACAUUUCACUUGGGCCAUGAGCCAUGCUACACUUUCACCUCUUGGUCAUCACAACAAUUGGAUGAAGUAAGACAAGGUGGAUACUCUGAUUUCCAUCCUAGGCUCCAAGGUUCCAUCACCCUGCCUUGCAUUCAUCGCUUCUGUGGUGGAAAAACACAGAACUUGAAGUCCCACAACUCUGGUUUGGAGCGUGCAUCUUGCUUCUCUAAGCUAUAUGUGGCUGCAGAAUUCCCAACAGGUUGUGAUGGAGUAACCAAGAGCCACUGUGACAAAGUGACUCCUACCUGAGGUCCCCCACAUGCAUUGAACAGAUGCGCUAAAGACCUUAGAACUUGAAUUUUUGGACCUGCCCCCUAGGACCCUGGGGAUUUCCACCAGGAAGGCGAGCACCCCUGCUGAAAAUUCACUGCUGCUCAGAGGUCCCAGGUAACAACACAAGUGGCCAGCUCUGGCCUCUCCACCAGUGAGCCCCUGAGGAAGCAGAGGAAGUCCGAGACAGCCUGCAGAUCUCAGACAAGAGAAACUCUGGGGUCUCUGAAAGUCUGUGACAGGGUUCUUUGACUGUGAUCUGCUCUCUUGCUCUUGUUCACUGUGAAAAAUGACUGGACACUCCUGAAGCCUUCACUCACCGUCCAGGGGAUUUUUUUUUCACCACAAAGGGUAAUUCCUGUUUCAUCCUUGCUGUGACUCAGCUGUGACGUUGAACUUCACAAGCCAGACAGAAGAUAAAGUCACUAGAGACUCCUGCUCACCAGAGAGGGUGGCCCAGGCCUGUCUCCCCACGCACUCCACAGAGCUGGUCCUCUGCCGGCCCUGCACCCUGGGAUGGCCUCCAACUCACCCAGCAGCCCCCGCCCCGCACCCGAUGAGAACGAGUUCCCCUUUGGAUUGCCCCCCACCAUCUGCCAGGACCCGCCAGAACCCAGAGCCCUCUGCUGCACAGACUGUCAGCCCGAGAACCUAAGGAACGGCGGCGAGGAUCAGAUCUGUGCCAAAUGCAGAGGGGACAGCCUCCAAUCUGAGAGUCCUGGAAGCCUUCUAACCCAGGAGAAGGUUCCCCCUGAUGUGGCCAAGGCUGGAAUUGGGUGUCCCUUUGCAGGUGUUGGCUGCUCCUUCAAGGGUAGCCCACCAUCCCUACAGGAACAUGAGGCCACCUCCCAGGCCACCCACCUGAACAUGCUUCUGGGGUUCAUGAAACAGUGGAAAGCUCAGGUGGGCUCAGUCACAGGUUCCGGACCCACAACACUGGAACGGAACCUGUCAGACCUGCAGCUACAGGCAGCUGUGGAAGUGGCAGGGGACCUGGAGGUGGAUUGCUACCGAGCCCCCUGCUCCGAGAGCCAGGAGGAGCUGGCCCUGCAGCACUUCAUGAAGGAGAAGCUGCUGGCCGAGCUGGAGGAGAAGCUGCGUGUGUUUGAGAACAUCGUUGCUGUCCUCAACAAGGAGGUGGAGGCCUCCCACCUGGCCUUGGCCACUUCCAUCCACCAGAGCCAGCUGGACCGUGAGCGCAUCCUGAGCUUGGAGCAGAGGGUGAUGGAGUUGCAGCAGACCCUGGCCCAGAAAGACCAGGCACUGGGAAAGCUGGAGCAAAGCUUGCGCCUCAUGGAGGAGGCUUCCUUCGAUGGCACCUUUGUGUGGAAGAUCACCAAUGUCACCAGGCGGUGCCAUGAGUCUGCUUGUGGCAGGACCAUCAGUCUCUUCUCCCCAGCUUUCUACACUGCCAAGUACGGAUACAAGUUGUGCCUGCGGCUCUACCUGAAUGGGGAUGGCACCGGCAAGAGGACCCACCUGUCACUGUUCAUCGUGAUCAUGAGAGGGGAGUACGAUGCUCUGUUGCCAUGGCCUUUCCGGAACAAGGUCACCUUCAUGCUGCUCGACCAGAACAACCGUGAGCAUGCCAUUGAUGCCUUCCGGCCUGACCUGAGCUCAGCAUCCUUCCAGCGGCCCCAGAGUGAAACCAACGUGGCCAGUGGCUGCCCACUCUUCUUCCCUCUCAACAAGCUGCAGUCGCCCAAACAUGCCUAUGUGAAGGACGACACCAUGUUCCUCAAGUGCAUCGUGGAGACCAACACUUAGGCCAGCUCUUGAGGGAGCCCCAACCCAGACUGGGGCUCAGCAGGGAGACUGAUUCCCUCCCAUUGUACUUACAAGCCCAGGAACAGGAUAGAUAGCUUGGCUGUGGUUGCUGGUAGGAUGACAGGAACUUGGGCUAGGCCAAAAGGGUAGAUGGUUCAGAAGGGGGCAGGGAGAAUUGCUCCCCUCAGCACAGACCACACAACAUGGGGUACCAGCGAGCCACUCAGUCUUGAAGAUUGGGGUAGAAAGACUGAGCCAGGCAGGGGUAGUGCCUGCCUAUAAUCUCAGUACUCUGGAAGGCUGAGGCAGAAGGAUCGUAAUUUCUGGCCCAGCCUGGGCUACUUAGUGACUUAGUGAGAUCCUGUCUCAAAAUUAAAACAAGAAAUAAAAAAGGGGACUGGGGAUGUACCUUGAAGGCUCCAGGUUCAAACUCCAAAUACUACCAAAAAAAAAAAAAAAAAUAGGGAGAGACUGGACUGGAUCUGAGCUAUAGGUGGUAAGCCAGAGCUUUGGGCCUGAGCAGAGAGGCUCUCAGGAUAGGAAGGUCUCUCCAGGGCCCCCGUGGAGACUUGUCAAGAAACGUACUGGCUCCUCCCUGCUGGACUCAGAACCAGGAUAGGAGAUGGAAGCAGGAGAUACCAGCAUGAAUUCAGCCCAUCCAGGCCUGUCACCGCUGCUGGAGGUGGACGUGCAAAUCUAGAGGAGUGCCAUGGGGAGCGACAUCAAAUUGGGCCCUGGAUUUAAAGACCUUAGGGCCAUACAGGGGCUCACCCCUCUGCCACCUUCCCUCACCUUCAGCAUCACAGGCAGCUGAGCUGGCACACAGGGCACCAUGCCCUGGGUCUGGAGGCUUCUUCUUCCAGAAGCCUCCAGAAGGAGUGUGAAGAAGGCCAGGGAAGGACCCACUUUUCCUGCCUUAAGGCCUACCCCUUGAGACUUUCCCAGAAUUCCAUGUCACCAAUUCACCAAGAUAUUCACUUCUUUCUGUUGAAUUAUCAGGGCCUCUGAGCCACCAGGGCAGAAGUUGUCCUUAUAAAUAUAUAAAACUAAAGAAUUUUUAAAGUC
Cavia porcellus (domestic guinea pig) is the source of this 3942-nucleotide messenger RNA. RefSeq names its product TNF receptor associated factor 1 (gene Traf1). Gene Ontology annotation, biological process: regulation of apoptotic process; tumor necrosis factor-mediated signaling pathway; protein K63-linked ubiquitination. Gene Ontology annotation, cellular component: cytoplasmic side of plasma membrane. Gene Ontology annotation, molecular function: tumor necrosis factor receptor binding; zinc ion binding. The record is from RefSeq and is a predicted model, not a curated record. Lineage: Eukaryota; Metazoa; Chordata; Mammalia; Rodentia; Caviidae. The coding region runs from base 1627 to 2877 and encodes 416 amino acids. The transcript has 10 exons.